GCUGCGGGGCUUUCUCUCGCCCAAGUUCAUUCGUUCCUUCUCUUCAAUCUAAUUAUUGGCAUUGGACAUACAUGUCUACCAGACGACGUCCGAACUUCGAUAUUGAUGGUGACGAGGUCCACUAUCCCACCAGGCCGGUCGACAAGGACAAGGCGGAGAACGAGCUUGUGAUCAAUAUCAAGAAAGCAACAAGCCCAGAGGAGUCAGCUCCGAAGCAGAAGCAUGUCCGAAAAUGCAUCGUUUACACUUGGGAUUACCACAGUUCAAUGUCUUUCUGGAGCGGUUUACGGGUGCAACCUAUCUUGUCUGACGAAGUCCAAACUUUCAAGGCUCUCAUUACUGUACAUAAAGUGUUGCAAGAAGGCCAUCCUGUGACAAUCAAAGAGGCUCAUGGCCAAGCGGGAUGGUUGGAGACUUGCGCCAGGACUGUUGCCACAGAGGGUCAACGCGGUUAUGGACCAUUAAUCAGGACCUACGUCCAGUUUAUUCUGGCCAAAUUGCGUUUCCACCGCUUGAGACCAGAAUUUAAUGGGUUGUUUGAAUACGAGGAAUACAUCUCGUUGAAGGGCAUCGAUGACCCCAAUGAGGGUUAUGAAACGAUCUCAGACCUCAUGGGCCUUCAGGACCAGAUCGAAUCGUUCCAGCGGAUGGUGUUUUCUCACUUUAGGCAUUCUGCCAAUAAUGAAUGUCGUAUCUCUUCGCUUGUGCCCCUGGUCAAAGAAAGCUGGGGUAUUUAUAGAUUCAUUACAAGCAUGCUUCGCGCCAUGCACCGAAGAACGAAUGACCAUGAUGCACUGGAACCCCUGCGCCAGCGGUUCAACUCGCAACACUAUAAUUUAAGAAAAUUCUACUACGAGUGUUCAAAUCUCAAAUAUUUGACUGGCUUGAUAAACGUUCCUAAACUGGGUCAGGAACCUCCAAACCUGUUGGAUUCCGGAAGUGCUCCCGACCUCCCUGCGAGACCCAAAACUGCUGUAGCUUCACCAGCUCCCCCAGCUGCACCUUCACCUGCCCCUGAUGCAUCUGUUGUUAAUGAGCAAGCCCGCAUGCUCAAACAAUAUGAAGACCAGCAGGCUGCUUUACGCGCACAACGUGAAGCCGAGGAACGUCAGAGGCUAGAGCUCGAGGCACAGCAGCAACGUGAAUUUGAACAACGGCAACAGGAACAGGCAGAGCGGGAGCGCCUUGCACAGGAGCAGCUUAUGCAGCAGCAGAUGAUGCAGUACAAUAAUCAAGCUGCUCAGCAGGUCAGUGAUUAUGAGCGCGAGCUGCUGGCUAUGAGGGGGCAGUACGAGCGUGACCAGUUGCUUCUGGAACAAUACGAUCGACGGGUGAAAGCGCUGGAGGGCGAGCUCGGCGGAGUAACGUCCAAUAUUCAUGCACAAAUGGCAUCGAAGGACGAAUUGAUCAAACAACUUCAGGAUCAAGUGACCCUUUGGCGGAACAAAUAUGAAGCACUGGCAAAACUCUACAGCCAGCUACGGACUGAACACCUGGACAUGCUUUCGAAGUUCAAGCAACUGCAGCUCAAGGCUAAUUCAGCGCAGGAGGCCGUAGACCGCAUGGAGCAGCUUGCUGAUAUGAUUCGUGAGCGCGACCGGGCACGCUUUGAUAUCGAUCGCCAGAAAUCCUCACACAAAGACGAAAUUGACCGCCUGCGCCGCGAGAUCAGUUUCGCGAACGAGCGCGCGGAGGAUGCAACACGCUCCAAAAGUUCGGAGGUAUCGAAUGUGUUGGGCAAGUAUAACCGUCAGCUCACAGAGCUCGAGGAUUCAUUACGGUCCAAGCAAAUGCAAAUCGAUGACCUGCUCGUAAAACUCAACAACUCUAGUGGUGACAUGGAGCGUCUAAGAGAUGAGAAGGAUCAAGAGAUUUUGAUUCUUCAAGAGGGUAUGGAUAGCACCAUCCAAUCGCUUUCUGAAGCACAGCAGAACCAAGGUCUCAGCGAAGAAGCAACGAAUGCCCAAAUUGACACCCUUAUUCUCGACAACCGAAAGAAGCUCAACCAGGUCAUUGAUUCAAUCCUGCAGGCCUGCGUGCAGAAAGUCGAUGACGCCAUUUACGAGCUUGAGUCACCAACUCAAGCUGGCAAUAUCAAUUCCACGCCCGAGUACACGUUGUCAAUGAUCGAGAAGGCUAUAAAUAACGCCACGGAUUUCGCGAUGGUCUUUAAUCUCCACCUCAGUGGCGAUGUCGGAGGCGAUUACGUCGACGUCAUUAAGGGCGCCAAUGAGUUCGCACAGGUCCUUUCAGAUGUUCUCAUCAACUGCAAAGGUGUCACUCGACUCGCUAAUGACGACGAUGCCUCGGACAAGAUUGUUGCAGUAGCUAAGAGCGCCGGUGACGUUGGCCUGCGCUUCUUCUUGAACCUGCAGUCCUACAAGCUUGAUCUCCUGCAACCCGCACAGCGGAAGGAAGUUUCGAUGCGCAACAACAGCGAAGCGCGAACCGCCCUUACUCGUCUCUCGGAAGUCGUUGACACGCUCAUACCCAAAGGUACCAAGGGUGGUGCUUUGGCACGGGCCAAUGGUGACAUCGGUGACAUUGUCGAGCACGAAAUGCAGAGCGCUGCGGCAGCCAUAGAAGCGGCUACUCAGCGUUUGCAGGAGCUCAUGUCUCGCCCCCGCGACUCCUCACGGUUCAGCGCAGUUGAUCUGCAAGUCCAUGAUUCUAUCCUGUCCGCCGCCAUGGCAAUCACAAGCGCCAUCGCAAGACUUAUCAAAGCUGCCACAGAGUCUCAGCAAGAAAUCGUUGCACAAGGCAAAGGCUCAAGCUCCGUCCAGCAGUUCUACAAGCGGAACAACAGAUGGACGGAGGGUCUUAUCUCAGCUGCUAAAGCUAGCGCGGAUGGUGUGCUGUCAGGCACACAUUCCCUUGAACAGCUGAUCGUGGCCUCGAAUGAGGUAGCGGCAGCUACCGCCCAACUCGUAGCAGCCUCCCGUGUCAAGGCCAACUUGAUGUCUAAGACUCAGGAGCGCCUCGAGCUUGCUGCAAAAGCGGUGACGGAAGCAUGCAAAGCGCUUGUCAGACAGGUGAAGGCAGUCUCUGCGAAGCAGGUAGUUGAAGAGGACAUUGACUACAAGAACAUGGCUGUACUGGAAUACAAGAGACGCGAGAUGGAGCAGCAGGUUCAGAUUUUGAAACUGGAGAAGGAUCUUGGAGCAGCGAGACAUCAUCUGGGCGCGAUGAGGCGUGCGGGCUAUCACACUAAUGAAACGGACUGA
This is a messenger RNA of Suillus subalutaceus, 3224 nucleotides long. RefSeq names its product ANTH domain-containing protein. Gene Ontology annotation, cellular component: actin cortical patch; clathrin-coated vesicle. Lineage: Eukaryota; Fungi; Basidiomycota; Agaricomycetes; Boletales; Suillaceae. The coding region runs from base 72 to 3224 and encodes 1050 amino acids. Gene Ontology annotation, molecular function: phosphatidylinositol-3,4-bisphosphate binding; actin filament binding; clathrin light chain binding. The record is from RefSeq and is a predicted model, not a curated record. Gene Ontology annotation, biological process: endocytosis; actin filament organization; clathrin coat assembly. The transcript has 14 exons.